CGUCGCGUGUGUGAUAAAACUGGAAGCAGCGUGGUCGGCUGGAGGGUAACUUGUGUGACUGCAGAGAAGGAGCCCCACACAGAGAGACCGAUCCAAGUCCAGAGAGGAAACCAUGGACCAAGCACGGUCAACAAUCUCCAAAAUUUUCAACGGGGAGCCUCACUCCUACACACGAUUUAAUCUGACCCAGAACAUGGAAGGAGACAGCAGCCAGGUGGAGAUGAAGCUGUCCUCAGACGUGGACGAGGAGGUUGGGGGAAACGGCGUGGGGGACCACCUCAAUCACAACGCCAACGGCAGACCCUACAUGGUUCAAAAGUUUAAACGCACCCCCCAAAACGUCUGCUUCAUGGCAGUCACUGGCCUCCUCGUCUUCAUCAUUGUGUGUCUGAUCGGCUACGUGAGCUAUCAGAAACGAGCCACGGCUCCUGUCUGCGCACCCUCUGUUCGUCCCUUCGAAGAAACUGUCGUCCGUGAGACGGGCGCCGCUCCUCUGAUGGACUGGGACGACGUCAAGAAGCUCCUCUCUCAAAGGCUAACGGCCUCCAAAUUAAACGGUGCCUUCAGAGAGUUCUCUAAAUUCAGCCAUCGUGCCGGUUCCCUCGAAGAUGAGAUACUCGGGGACAAAGUCUUCCAGAAGUUUAAGGAGUUUGGCAUGAAAACCUGGACUGAUGAGCACUUUAUUAGGGUUCAGGACUCCCCGGUUUCUGGAUUUAACAAGGUAGUUUACAAGGAUGAGCCAGAGGAUCAUCCAAGGGGGUUCCUGUCCUACAGUCGCAAUGGAUCAGUGAAGGGUGCAGCGCUCUAUGCCUCCUACGGGCAGGAGGGGGACUUCAGGUUGCUGCGGGACAAGAACAUCAACAUGAGUGGCAGAGUCGUGCUGGUCAGAGCUGGAAAGAUCAGCUUUGCUGAGAAGGUCGCUAAUGCUGCCAAAAUGAACGCCUCUGCUGUGUUGAUUUACCCAGACCCCUCCGAGUCUUCUGUUGGAGAUGACACAGAUCUUUAUGGACAUGUCCAUUUGGGUUCAGGGGACCCUUACACCCCAGGCUUUCCCUCCUUCAACCACACCCAGUUUCCUCCCGUGGAGUCUUCAGGCCUGCCGCAGAUCGUAGCUCAGACCAUCACUCAAGGCACGGCCAAAAGAAUUCUGAGGCAGCUGGGGGGUCAGAACCUGCCAGAAGGAUGGGGGGGCUUCAACAAAUUGGGAAACGAGGACGAUUCAAUCACCGUGGAGGUCAACAACGUUCUUACUGAGAAGAAGAUCAACAACGUGUUCGGCGUCAUUAAAGGCUUCGUGGAUGCAGACAGGUAUGUGGUUCUGGGUGCCCAGAGGGACUCGUGGGGUCCGGGCUUUGCUGCCUCAACUGUUGGCACCAGCGUCCUGGUUGAGCUGGCCCGCUCCAUCUCAGACAUGGUGAAGAACGAUGGUUUCAAACCAAGGAGGAGCAUCGUGUUCGCCAGCUGGAGUGCUGGAGAAUAUGGGAGUGUCGGCGCCACCGAGUGGCUGGAGGGAUAUUUGGCUUCACUGAGCAUGAAGGCCUUUACUUACAUCAACCUGGAUGGCAUUGUAACAGGUCGGAAUGGAUUUAAAGUAGCAGCCAGUCCCCUGCUGCACACCCUGAUUAAAACCACUCUGAGUGAGGUGACCAACAAGGGAACAUCACUCUCCAGUCAAUUUGCAAAAAGUGGCUGGGAGACAAACAUUCUGGAGCCCAUGCAGCUGGAUAACACUGCUUAUCCUUUCGUGGCCUUCUCUGGCAUUCCCUCAGUUUCAUUUAGAUUCACGUCCGGCUCUUCAGACUACCAGUACUUUGGCACGAUGCUGGACACGCAGGACAAGCUGAACGCUGCGACGUCCAGCCAGGUUCCUGAGCUGGCAGAAACAGCGGGCAGGUUUGCGGGUCAAAUGGUUCUGAGGCUGGUUCACGAUCAUCUGCUGCCCAUGGACCUGAUGAAGUACAACGAGAUCAUACGGUCCAACGUGGUGAAGAUCAACGCUAAAGUGAAGCAGGUUCAGAGGAUGCAGCCCGAGCUGCUGCCCAAGGCCCUGACGGUGCAGUGGCUGAUCCGGGCCUCCGGCUCCUACAGCCGGGCAUCUCGCAACCUGGCAAAGGACAUCCAGAACAGUGACCUGGAGGACAUCGAGAUGUGUCGCAUCAUCAACGACCGCAUCAUGACGGUGGAGAGGAACUUCCUGUCGCCCUACAUUUCUCCCAGAGAGACGCCUUUCCGCCACAUCCUGAUGGGCUCAGGCACCCACACCCUCCGAGCUCUCACCAACCAUCUCGACGCUCUUAAGGCCGACAACCCCGAAGCCGACGGAAACCUGUUCCUCAACCAGCUGGCCCUGACCACAUGGACCAUUCAGGGCUGUGCUAACUCACUAGCAGGGGACAUCUGGGCUUUGGAUAAUGAAAUCUAAAAAGGCUUCUUUCCCCUCCCCACCUCCCCUGUUCAUGGUGCCACCGUCCCAUCACAGCUGCUAGUGGGAAAACCAGACCGCAUGCAACACCAACAAAUUAAACCCAGUAUAACCCAAAUAACUCGCAGCUCCCACAGCUACGUUAAAUAAUCAUUUAACCUUAACGACCUCUGAAGGAACAAAGCCUCAGAACACGAGGCACUUGAUUGUAACAACCUUGAAUCUUUGGUGCCUUCAAAAAAUUAUUGGAUCGUUGUUACCGUUUCAUUGAGCUCAGUGUGAGAAUGUCUUCAGAGUAUUAGGUCACGGUGAAGGUUUACUUCAGCUCCAAUCAUCCGAACACAUCAGGACAUUGUUCUAUCUGUUCUCCUGAGCAGCACUGCAGCGAACCCCGACAAUCAAAAUGUAUGCAGCUAGUGCACGUCUGAAGCUCACAAGUACGUCCCGGUGAUGGAGCUGUUGUAGCGCACGGAGGUCAGAAGUAGCACGUGUGCAACGUCCUGUUUUACCUGCAGGAACCAAAGAGUACCUCAUCAUAUUGGAGCUAAUCGGUUUCAGGAUCCAAAAACAAGGUUCUUGAACGUGUGGCCCUGAAACAAACGAUGUUUAUUUAUUUGUAUUAAUUUAUCAGUGGCAGGGUUCACUAUAAAUAGAUUUUUAAUUUUUUACUUUGUAUAAUUAUCGGGAGCAGUGCCUUCCAUAAUUGUGACAGUUAUACUGUCGAAAUGACAAAAGCAGCAUCUGCUUGAAGAAGUGUUCACGUGGACCGACGGCCUGUACCGGACCGGGUCCUGGCUCAGUUUGUGCUCUCCGAGCAGAACCCUGUGUGGUCCCCACCAGCCCUCGGACACGUGCACUCUUCUCAUUCUCACAGCAUUAUCGGGAGCAGCGUUUCCCAUAAUGUGGAACAAAAAGAAGGUAGUUUUUGUCUACCUGAGUGUGUGUGUGUAUCGGAGGCAGUGCCCUCCAUAUUUCACUGUAGGUGGUUUUCUUAUCGGGGACAGUGUUUCCCAUAAUGUGUACAUGCAGCCAACCUCAGCCUCCAUCGUCUCUGAGAUGUUUGAACCCAGCUCUUGUCUGAUCAGACGUGUUUUAAAGAAAAUCAGAACUUUGUGGACCUCUGUGGUCCAGCAGUCCCAUAAACUGUCCCAUCUCUGGAUUAUUGUCUUUACUGUUUCUGCUUCAGGCUGUUGGAAAACAUUCUGCAGCUGUUCUGUUGCUCAUUUGUCUGAAUUCUUUGUGCCUUUUUUGUCCUGACUUUAUUUUAAAGCUAAGUUUUUAAGUUUGAAACUUUGAGUUUGAAAAGAUAAAAAUGUGACUUUGUUUUUAUGUUUUAGAGCUAUCUCCCCCCGGUUAAAAUCUAAAGUUACUUUUGUACAAUUCUGUUACAUUUUAAUCAGGAUUAUCACUUAAUUCAACUCGUUGAAUUUAAAUGUAUCAAUUCACAUUUUUAUUUUACUGAAAGUGAAGUUACUAAAACUAUUUGGCAUCUAAUGGUCAAAGCAUGUAGACAUGAAUCAGGGAGAUUAAAUCAAAUGUGUUGAUCUGACAAAGUUUAAAAUUGCUCAAAUCUUUCAGUGUUUAGUUUCAAUCUGAUAUAUUUGUUGGAAUAAAAGUCGCCUGUUGGUCUCCGUUUAA
This is a messenger RNA of Nematolebias whitei (Rio pearlfish), 4060 nucleotides long. RefSeq names its product transferrin receptor protein 1. The coding region runs from base 113 to 2422 and encodes 769 amino acids. The record is from RefSeq and is a predicted model, not a curated record. Gene Ontology annotation, cellular component: external side of plasma membrane. The transcript is spliced from 18 exons. Gene Ontology annotation, biological process: intracellular iron ion homeostasis; iron ion transport. Lineage: Eukaryota; Metazoa; Chordata; Actinopteri; Cyprinodontiformes; Rivulidae.